This is a messenger RNA of Penaeus indicus, 1404 nucleotides long. RefSeq lists its product as uncharacterized. The record is from RefSeq and is a predicted model, not a curated record. The transcript has 8 exons. Bases 154 to 1188 code for a protein of 344 amino acids. Lineage: Eukaryota; Metazoa; Arthropoda; Malacostraca; Decapoda; Penaeidae.
CGUGGUCGAGUAGCAGUCCCCCGGCACGCAGGACUCGCUUUUCUUUGUUUCGUGAGAGGGUAGACAGCCCCGGGAGGCAGAGCAUGUGCGUUUAGGUUUCGGAGUGAAACUGGUUGUUAGGCAGGACGAGCAGGACGAACAAAAGUCGCCAUUAUGCGUGCCAAGUUUUUCGCCGUGGCGUUGGGCGUAGUCGUGCUUGCUAUGACAGGGCAAGGCUACGAGGAAAAUGAGACCCUCGUUGCCAUUCGUGAAGACAAGUCGUUAUUUAAUAACUUCUUCUCUCCGCUGACGGUGGUGCGGCUGUCCAACGAACUGUGCAAGGCGCCCGACGGCACCAGCGGCACCUGCGUGGGCAGACUGGAGUGCGCCAAGCAGGGAGGAACCGUGUCGGGCGUGUGCGGGCAGGGCUUCGGCGUCUGCUGCGUCACGAAGGUCCCGGAGAACGGAGUCAUCAGAGCCAACAACACACUCAUCCUGAAGGAGACGUUCAAUGGAGGGGUUGACCUCACGUAUACCGUUGCUAAGGUCAAUGACGAUAUUUGCCAGUACAGGAUUGACGUGAAGGAGUUGACGCUGGACGCGGUGGGCGAGGCAGGAGACUGUUUCCAGGACUGGUUUGAAGUCAACCAAGACUCGAAAUUCAGCAAGGUGUGCGGCAAAACGAUCGACGUGCACUAUUAUUUCGACGUGGCUGCUCAGUACACUAUCUUCACCUUCCACACGUCCGACGCGGUUUCCUUGGACAGGAGAUGGGAGAUCUACGUGUCUCAGUACACUUGCGACAUGGGGGCGCCCCAGGGUUGCGGUCAGUGGUACUGGGGGACAAGUGGAACGAUCACGCUAUGGAACAACAUUGAUCCCGAUAACGACAAAUGGUACUACGUGGACAACCAAGAAUAUGCCAUCUGCGUGCGGACCGAAGCAACGUACUGUAGUGUGACAUACGUCGAGAAUCAGCCAUACGGUUUUGCACCGAGAUGCGACGACCUGUUCGAACGACCCGGAACCUCGAACCAGCAACAAACGUGCGGUACGACUCCUCCCUCCACUGUGAUUACUUACACGGUGCCGGAAGGUUUGCAGUAUUUCUACGUGCAGUUUAAGGACAACACCAACGCCCAUUUGGGUGACACUUCCAACCCCUACGGUGUCCCUAUCAUCCAGUACACGCAGAACAAGUGCACAUAAGGCUCUCGUUUGGUGUGUGAUGGAUGUACGAACCACAUGACUUAUUAUUUAUGUUAUUUAUGAUUGUACAUUAAGUUCAUAUUUUAUUACAUUUAGUUAGGUAAGCAUUUUUUGUUAUUCAUUUGUUAUUUGUAAAUCGUUAUCGUUACAUAAAAUGUGUGUUUUUUUGAGCAUUCUGAUUGUAAUUUACAGUUUUCUUACUUAGUAAGAUUAUUA